Molecule: messenger RNA, 2064 nt
Organism: Lutzomyia longipalpis
Lineage: Eukaryota; Metazoa; Arthropoda; Insecta; Diptera; Psychodidae
Gene: PMP34
Product: peroxisomal membrane protein PMP34
Exons: 3
Coding region: 389-1315 (308 amino acids)
Cellular component (GO): peroxisomal membrane
Molecular function (GO): ATP transmembrane transporter activity; FMN transmembrane transporter activity; FAD transmembrane transporter activity
Source: RefSeq, a predicted model, not a curated record
UCUUUUUUUGUACACACGAAUUGAGGUUAAGUGUUUUGCAAUAAAUCAGCAAAGUUAAUUACGGUGGGGAUUAAAAGUAAAUUAUUUUGCUGCAAAACCUGCGUGACAAGUUCCUCAUUUCAUUCAUCAGUAUUACAAAUUGAUUGUUGUUUCAAUUUAAACUUCAAUGACUUUCCCGGAGAAAGUCUUCUAAUCUCUGUGAUCCUUUUUAACUCCUCUUUGGGGUUUUCCGGGAAGGAAUUCCGGGAAUUUCUCUGUGAGCCUUGUGUGCAACGAAGAAAAAAAACAGCUAAAAAGAACCUCACCCAUCAAUUAGUGAGAUAAAUAUUGUAUCCAAAGCUUUGGGAUUAAGGAGAAAUUAUCAGCAGUGAGCGAUAAGAGGGCAGUCAUGACACACUCCAAGGGAUUCAGAGAUGUCUUCAGCUACAAUUCCUGGGUUCAUGCGGUCUCCGGGGCAUCGGGAGCCGUCGUGGCUAUGUCUGCAUUCUAUCCCCUCGACACGGUCAGAUCGAGGCUACAGUUGGAAGAUCCUGAGAAACGGAAGAAUAUGAGUACGUGGGAUGUUUUGCGGCAGCUGGUGACUGAAGAGGGUUUCAGUACACUCUAUCGUGGCAUUGUGCCCGUCCUUGAGAGCCUCUGUAUCUCCAAUUUUGUCUACUUCUACACAUUCCACAGCCUCAAAGCCCUCAAAACAACACAUCGUGGUCAGAAUGCCCUGAAGGAUCUCAUUUUGGGCUCUGUGGCGGGGAUUGUGAAUGUCCUCACCACAACACCAUGCUGGGUGGUGAAUACGAGGCUCAAGAUGAAGGGAAUUAAGGGAUCUGGAGCCACCACUAAUGCCCCCUAUGGGAAUCUCUUCGAGGGAUUGCACUAUGUGGCCCAGACAGAGGGAAUUGCUGGCCUCUGGGCCGGCACAAUCCCAUCCCUUGUGUUGGUCAUUAAUCCAGCACUGCAAUUUAUGGUGUACGAAGCACUCAAGAGGCGCCUCCUGAAGGUCUAUGGGGAACUCCCGUCCGCCGGGUACUUUGCCAUUGGUGCCGUAGCUAAGGCAUUCGCCACAGUGCUCACGUACCCGUUGCAAUUGGUGCAAACGAAACUCCGUCAUGGGGAUCGCAAUGCCAAUCUACCCCCGGAUGCCGGGACCAUUGAGAUGCUCCUGUAUUUGCUCAAGAAGCACGGAGCAGCUGGAUUAUUCCGUGGAUUGGAAGCAAAACUCCUCCAGACAGUCCUCACAGCAGCUCUCAUGUUCACAGCAUACGAGAAAAUUGCCAAAUUCGUCACUUCGCUCCUUGUUCGUCAGAUCCCCGUUAAGUAGGACGUUCUGGACAGAACAAACCACACCAGGGGCUGUAUUCUCUAAGAGUGAAAAUUUCCCAUGAUAAACUCCCGAAGACUUUUGUAAAGAAAACUUCACGUGAGCAUGAUCCUCUAAGAAAAAAAUGCAUCCGUGAUAAACUCCCGUGAGAUUUUCCCGGUUUUCACGUUUCUUUUAAAGCGCUAAAGCCUUCAAAGCAUGAAUUAUCUAAAAGUGAAAAACUCCCGUGAUAAACUCCUGAAGGCUUUAGCGCUUUUAAAGAAACGUGAAAACCGGGAAAAUCUUACGGAAGUUUAUCACGGAUGCAUUAUUUUUCUUAGGGAAUCAUCUCACGUGAAAUUUUCCUCACUUUUUCCUGCAAAAUGCCUUUGGAAGUUUAUCACGGGAGUUUUUCACUCGUAGAGAACUCAUACCCAGGACAUUUCUUCUGUGACUAAUUUCCUUUUUUUUCUUUUUAAUUUAGUUCAAAUUCACGCCAUAGGCCUUUUUAUUUAUUAAUAAUUAUCCUUAUUUUCUUUUAGAAAGAAAAACCAAAGAAGAGUUUUGUGAAAACUCUUUCCCCCCAGUUUUCCCCACGUGUCGGUGAUUUUAUUUUUUUUAGGAACAAAUUAUUAAUUUUUUUUUGGUGAUUUAGUGAUAUUUUAGAUGUCCUCAUUGUCCUUUUGCAAAAUGCAUUUUUUUUUGCAUAAAGCAUCCAUGACAAAUUGUUAAUAAAAUUUGCGAUUAAAUGGAUUGGAAAUAAAAAAAAA